UCCCCACAACUCACAUGGCCACAUCCUUACAACUUUCAUCACCUUCCUCCUCUCUCUGAAUCAACCAAAGCAUUCACCACCUCUCUCUCUCUCUCUCUCUCUCUCUCUCUCUCCAAUCACCAAAACAGUCAGAACCCAUGAAAGCCCAGCAUCCCAAGAUCAAAACCCAGCUCUUCUCCUGCGGGUUCUUCCGCCAUUGCACCCGGACCGUCCUCAGCCCCACAACCCCUCACCCUCCACCUCUCCCCUUCUCAUCCACCGACUCAUUACCACCUUCACUGUCAUUAGAUUCAUCACCUCCCGCUCCAACACAACCCGACCCGCCAACCCACCAUCCCUCCAAGCCUGAAUCCGAGUCCUCUUCCUCCUCAACUUCCCAAAGCUUCACCCAGUGGAAAUUCGCUCUCCCUGAUUCGCCCAUCCUCCCAUACCCACAACCCGAACCUGACCCGAAACCCGAACCCAAAUCAAAACCACCACCACCACCACCCAUCUCUUCCACCAACCUCCAAGAACUCUUCCACGCAGCAGAGCUCCAGCUCAGCGUCGGGUCACACCCCGAGCAGCUGGCGGCUCUCCAACUCUUAGAACGCUCCCUCGUCCCCUACCCACCACCUGACCCGGUUUGCCCACCCGAAUUGAUGCGCGGGUUGGUGCGAAAUUUGAAAAACAAAGCGGGGGCUAAAGCGGCAACGAAAAUUCUGUUAGCCCUCUGCCUGGCGGAGGGCAACCGCCACGUGGGAGUGGAGGGGGGGCGUGCGGGGGCUAUGGCGCCGGCACCGGCGGAGGAUGUGGCGCGUGCGGUGGAGCUGGCGUUGAAAGGGGAUUGUAGUGGCAGGGGGAGGAGGAAAGGAGCCCAGCUAUUGAAGGCGCUUCAAGAACCCCUUCAAGAGAGGGAGAAUUUAGACCCAAAAUAG
Molecule: messenger RNA, 917 nt
Organism: Prunus mume (Japanese apricot)
Lineage: Eukaryota; Viridiplantae; Streptophyta; Magnoliopsida; Rosales; Rosaceae
Source: RefSeq, a predicted model, not a curated record